This is a messenger RNA of Diaporthe citri, 1569 nucleotides long. RefSeq lists its product as uncharacterized. NCBI's taxonomy places the organism in Eukaryota, Fungi, Ascomycota, Sordariomycetes, Diaporthales, Diaporthaceae. The transcript has a single exon. The coding region runs from base 1 to 1569 and encodes 522 amino acids. The record is from RefSeq and is a predicted model, not a curated record.
AUGUCGCCACCACACGGCCAAGGUGGCGGCGGACGCGCCUCGAAGCCUCCCACACCUGUCGCCCCUGCGAACACACUCAAUCUUUCCACCGCGAGUCCCAUGAAGAAGAUGCACACGACUGCUCGCAGUGAUGCAGUAACUGCAGUCGAUAUCCGAAGUCACCGGCCUUUUAUUACGCGCCGCCUCACUGGGCAGCCACCAGCGGGACGUCCUCCGCGCCCGAACCUGCCUCCCAUCGACGGAGGAAGCCCAGCACCGAGCGCACUCGGCAAGCGUGGCGCGGACCCCGUCUCGAGCCCUCCUGCUCCAGCAGCAAAAAGACCGGCGAACCCAGGUACGAGAUCCGACUUGGCUUCUGCUGAUGCGGCGAUGGCUCGACGAGGUACAUCCGUUGACGCCACGAACAAGGUUCUAAUCAGCUCUUCGACAGGCAGAGAGGACUUCAUGCCGCAGGGCGGUAUCAGUACACGUACAUCUGACACGAGCAAGCAUCCGACGUCUGCGACGAGCGAGCAAACACCCGCCGACGGGAUGAGCCCCUUCACGAGCAAAGAUUACGAGGGCGUGGUCCCAAAGAACACAUCUGUCACCGAUGCUAUGUCGCUUCGACCUCACAUCGAGUCCGACUUGGAGUGCAGGGCUUGCGGUAGCCGGCGACACGGGACGAAAGACUGCCAUGUUCCCUCCAGCGACGGAACUGUGAUCAUCUGCCCGUUCCACGACUGCACCGUCCUUGACAAGACGGGCCCUCCGGGCCACCCUCUAGAUGGUCACGCGAGAUUCCACGCGGGGGAUAGGACGAGGGCUCCGUUGUACUGCCAGGAGGUGAUGGCCUUCGAAAUGACAGCCCGGGCUAAGAAUAGAGUAAGCGUAAGACGCGUGAUGCCCCUAAUGUUCGAGGAACUCGUCGUUAAACGGAGGCGGAAGCCAUGCUGCCGAGUGGUCAACACGGAGGUCUGUGCAAUCAACCUCGCCAUCGAGUACUCUCGGGUAUUCUGUCAGGGGGAAAUGCCUCCAGAGUUGCAAGGCAUGUGGCCUUACACCAUGCGGGAUGCUACAGACCCUGCGAUAGUUGCCAAAUUGGAACAAUUCGACGAGCUCGGCCGGGAGGGAAUGCCGCCGGGAGAGCUGGAGGCGAAGUCAUGGGAACAGAUCAAGCAGGAGUACACGGAAGGAAUCAUCGCGCCGCAGAUUCACGUGGUAAAGCUUAAACAAAGACCAACUGAUCCAGUUAACACGGCGAAGCCGACCGCUGCUCAGCAGGGCGGUGCAGACCAUGCUCGUCGCCCUCCGGAUACAGAGCCGCAGGCUGUCGACGCCAGCGGCGCCCGCCUGGGCGUCCGGGGGGAAGAGGACACCACGCAGUCUCAGGGCGUGACGAAGAUAGAUGCCCUGUUGGAGGAGGUGCAGCGGCUAUCUGCAAAAGUGGACAGCGUCAUUAAGCGGCUCGACAUCAUGGAAGCAAGACAGACAGGUGGCCAGCCCGCGAUCGAGGCAGCCUCCAGCGCCAGUGCUCCUCACCCUGAUGACACCGAUGUCAAAAUGUAUGGGAUGUCACUUCACUGGUGA